Molecule: messenger RNA, 303 nt
Organism: Trematomus bernacchii (emerald rockcod)
Lineage: Eukaryota; Metazoa; Chordata; Actinopteri; Perciformes; Nototheniidae
Product: spexin-like
Exons: 5
Coding region: 1-303 (100 amino acids)
Molecular function (GO): neuropeptide hormone activity
Source: RefSeq, a predicted model, not a curated record
AUGUCUCUAAUUGUCACGCUGCUGGUGGUGACUUUGGCUGCUCAGUGUUGGACUUCCCCACAGCAGAGAAACUGGACUCCUCAGGCCAUCUUAUACCUAACGGGAGCACAAGGACAUCGCUCAGUUCUGCAGCGCCCCAGCAGAGAGGAAGGAGACACCUUACACUCAGUGACUCACAGAGAUGGACCGGGUUUGAAUUUGUCCUCCUUGUUUCUGGAGCUUCUGCUGCGAGCUGUGGACGAAGCUGCAGGCAAUCCAGAUAAUUACCCAAAUGAACAACAGCUGAAUCUAAAUGACUUGUGA